Hypoxylon trugodes is the source of this 1926-nucleotide messenger RNA. RefSeq lists its product as uncharacterized. The record is from RefSeq and is a predicted model, not a curated record. The transcript has 3 exons. The annotation marks the transcript as partial. NCBI's taxonomy places the organism in Eukaryota, Fungi, Ascomycota, Sordariomycetes, Xylariales, Hypoxylaceae.
AAUCGAUCUCACCCUCAUCAUCACUUCGUCUCCAUGACAUGAACCGCGGUUCUCAUCCGAUAUGCUUAACCAUGGUAACGAAAGGACUUGAUCCCUGCUCUUACUUAGCCGAGGAUGGAAAGAUUGCUUCCUCUUAAGACAUUAAGGCUCGGGUCGCGCGUCAUCAUUUGCGGGUUCCCGGAUCUCAUAGUGGGGGACUUUGCCGAUUGAAAGAUGCUUCAGUGACCGGUUGAUUGAGUAGAUAUGGCGCCUCCACCGGCUACUCCGACUCCUCAUCGCUUCUUGGUGCCGAAGAGGUCGCAACCUAGAAAUGAGACGCCUAAGGCAUUCCAAAGUGGUGCGCAGCAGUUCCAAGCAACCCCACGGUUUUCGCAUCAUUCAACACCUAGGGGGACUGCCGGAACGGCAUCAUCUCACCACCCGCCUUCUAGCUUUGUUACCCCCGCUCCAACGAGAACCGGGGCUGGGCCUUUCUAUCGUCCUACACCGCGGAACACAGAUCCGAUCCACGAUAUCGUUGACAGCUCUCCACCUCUCACUGAGGAACAAACUGGCGAUGAUAAUAACCGGCAUGAUGCUAUUGAAUUUUAUGAUAUAGACUCAAAUGUAGACGCCGUCCCGGAGUCUUCGCCAGUACGACAAGGGAGCAGUGACCAUGACGACAAUAACAGUGAAGAAGAUUUAAAACAUCCGUCUCCAAAACGUAGACGUAUUUCUAUUUCUUCUGACUUCGGUAUCCACGAUCCGGAUCUUUCACAGCUUAAAAAUGAGGGUGAAGAGGAAGAUCUCGUUAUGCACGACGAGGCUAUUCUAUCUUCCUUACCAGACUACGAACCUCUUCAAUAUGACGAAGAAGCAGAUACCGCCGCUUCAACCUCACCUGUCCUUAUUAGGCCCCCGGUUUCUGCCCCAAACCAUCAACCUACCUUCCAGAAAGCGCCGCGCUUUAAACCUACCGAAGUUCCCGAGGGUUCAUAUCGCGGCGACCCGCUACCAGAUGCCUUUUCUCCCCAUCGCAAGGGCGCGAAAUACGUGCCAGGCGGUCUCGCUGCUGAAGUCCGCGACUGGUUCGUUGAUGUGUGGGCUAGUGCCGGCGCCGGAGCAGUAAAACGUGACACGGGGGAGUGGAUGGCGCGGAUUGUAGCUGAUGAAGUGCGCGGUGCGCCUGGUAUGACGCUUAUCGUCGGACGACACAUUUCGCACGAGGAUAUUAUGAUGCAGAGUACAAGAGUUAUACUCGCCGGGAGUCCGAAGAUAACCGGACUAGAGAAGAGGAAGGAAGUACACCCCGGUGCGGUGGUAGGUGUCGGGAAACCGACUUGGGAGGUUGAUAUCCCGGGGCAGGGACGUUGGGGUGUUGUGUGUGAGUGGACUGUUCUGAGCUGAAUAUGCUUGAGUAUGUGGUCUGCGGCAUUCAUUAAAUUGAGGUGAUCGAGAUAAUCUAUUAUAUGGAACAAGGAUCCAGGGAGCGUAAAAAAUGUCCAAUUCUUUGAUGAAGUUAUUCUGUUCGGGGUACUAUCAAACCAUCGAAACCUUAAAGCUCCCUCUAUUGUUUUAAGCUCGGGCAUCUUAUGAAGUCAGUAUAUUUCAGUGUUAAUGUUAACCCAAAGCUAUUCAGGUUUAUCCUUGCCACAGGUCCUACAUAAAUACUUUCCCCCGCCCUCUCUAGACUCUACAUGUAGACGAAGAACCGACGGAAUCACUAAACUUCGCUAAGAAUCAAAUAUUUUUAAAAGACCAUCAUGGCGACGAUGGACCAUAAUCCGCAACAAGACCCCAAUUCACGAAUUCAAUAGGUCGGCGUGUAUCCCAUGCCCAUUCACCCCAUCCAAGCCACCCUACUUGACUUCUGGUAAAAUCUAUUCAAAUAGUCGAUGCUUGCUUGUCAUCUAAUAGUGAUAUAGGUUCUGGGGGCCGACACAUCUA